GUCAAUGUUAACGUUAAUGUUAUAAUCUCUUUAUCUCGCUAGCAUAAAACGAGUAUAAUUCGAACAAUCGCUCCAGCAGUUACCAGUAGAUAUGGACAAAUCCAAAGAACUCGAAGUCGAUCAACAUGGAAUCAAAUACAUUCCAGACGAAAAUGGCGCUUUCGCCCCGGAAAAACCCAACCACAAACCGGAUUCGUUCUUCUUCAGUUUCUCCAUGUUAUCAGUGGUUUUAAUGGUAAUAACAGGCGCUUCUACUUUCUCCUGGACAUCUCCUGUUAUACCGAAACUUUUAUCGAACGAUACCGAUAUUAAUCCUCUGGAUACUCCUGCAACUACCUUGGAAAUAUCCACGAUGGCGGGAAUACCAAACUUAAGCAGCACUCUGGGAAUUCUAAUAGCGCCUUUAUUCUCCAACACCUUGGGCAGGAAGAAGUCGAUCCAGAUAUUCUCGCUGACGAUGCUGUUUUGCAACAUCAUGGUAGCUUUCAGUUCGAAAAUGAUAUACAUCACUGUAUUCAGAAGCUUUAUUAUGGCCGGUUUUAUGGGAGCUAUAGCCAGCAUGUUCCUCUACCUAGCGGAAAGCUGCGAGACUCACAACAGAGCUAAAUACACCAGUUUAACUGCACUGGCUCUUCCUGUAGGAGACCUGCUCAGUUACACGAUCGGGCCACUUUUCAGCGUGAGAACGUUCACGCUUCUCAUCAACAUCCCGCUGAUUUUGUAUUUGAUAAUGUCGAUAUUCGCUAACGAAUCUCCGGUUUUCCUGCUAUCGAAUGGAUCGAGAGAUAAAUCGUUCAAAGUGCUGCUGACGCUGCGAAGCAACAAAUCGAGGAAAGAAGUCGAAGGGGAGUUCAACGAAAUCGAACGCAACCUGAACGUUAAAGACGCCGGGUAUUUGUCGUUGAUCAAAACGAAAGAGGGAAGAAGAGGAGUAGCUUUGGGUAUUAUUCCGUUGUUAGCGCAGUAUAUUAGCGGAGCGCCCGUUAUUUUAGCGUUUCUCGGACCGAUUUUCGACUCGCCUGGUGCUGUUUUGUCCGGAGAUAACGUUGCUCUUAUCGUAGGCGUAUGCAGGAUCGUGGCUACUUACAUAGCUAUUUCUGUAAUCGAAAAAUUCAACAGGAAAAGUCUUUUGUUGUUUUCAUCGAUUGGCUGCGGGUUUUGUAUGACAGUGCUCGGGGUUCUCUUCUUUCUCGACUCCCACAAAUCCAUCAGUUUGACGAUAUUUCAAUUGCUUUCGGUGGUGUUCGUGGUGUCUUUCUGCGUGAUUUUUUGCUUGGGUUUGGGGCCCGUUCCUGGGGUGAUGGUGUCGGAAUUCUUCCCCGCUGAGUUGAGAUCGGUGGGAACCUCUGCUAUACUAACUCUGGUAACUGUGGCUUUGUAUGUAGAAUCAGCUGGAUUUCCUUUAUUGGAUGAAUAUGCUGGGACCUACUGGUGUCUUUGGGUGUUCAGUUUCAAUUUGGUGGCUGGCUCGAUUGCUAUUUAUUGCUUCGUGCCCGAGACCAGGGGGAAGAGCUUCAGGCAAAUCCAAGCGGAGAUUAGUAGAUAGAUAAAUAUGAAGUUGUGUGUGAAUAUGUAAUAUUUAUUUAAGUACUUUUGGGUACGUUGUAUACUUAUCUCGGUUUGUGCAGAUAUGGUACUUAGUUACGUUUUUAAUUUUUAUAAUACAAUUCAAAUAUUAAUUUUUGUGAAUGUUUGCGGUACUUUUAAGUUGUAUAUUUUGUAUAUUACGCUGUGUAUAUUGUGUUGAUUAAAAUUUAUUUUUUUAAGUGUU
Messenger RNA from Phyllotreta striolata, 1771 nucleotides. The record is from the annotation of a GenBank genome assembly. NCBI's taxonomy places the organism in Eukaryota, Metazoa, Arthropoda, Insecta, Coleoptera, Chrysomelidae.